Messenger RNA from Dreissena polymorpha, 10354 nucleotides. RefSeq names its product copper-transporting ATPase 1-like. The transcript has 22 exons. Gene Ontology annotation, biological process: monoatomic cation transport. Gene Ontology annotation, molecular function: ATP binding; ATP hydrolysis activity; ATPase-coupled monoatomic cation transmembrane transporter activity. Bases 254 to 4651 code for a protein of 1465 amino acids. The record is from RefSeq and is a predicted model, not a curated record. Lineage: Eukaryota; Metazoa; Mollusca; Bivalvia; Myida; Dreissenidae. Gene Ontology annotation, cellular component: membrane.
AUUAAAAGGUGAAGUGAUUUAAGGUUAAAAACUGAUAAAAACAUGUCUCCCAGAGUUCAAGGGGCAGAGCGGGAAGGCAGGGACUGCUUAAACCCUUCAAGAUCAGGAUGUAAAACUGUAGUGGCGGGGAGGUUGUUCCACAUCACAAAAGCACUUGGAAAAAGUGAAAACUUAUAAUAAUUUGCAGUAGUAUGUAUCUGUCUGUAGGAGAGGGGAUGCAUGUGACGAGUGAAUCUGGUGGGUCGCUCGAUAUAUGAUGGCAGAUAGAGAGGAGAUGGAGCGUUCUGCGGUGAUUGAUGUGGUGGGGAUGACGUGUCAGUCAUGUGUGAAGAACAUUGAGACCAACAUCUCCAAUAUGAAGGGGGUCAUCUCCAUCAAGGUAUUCCUAGAAGCCAAUGAGGCCCAUGUGAGGUACAGCCCCACCGAGACCUCACCACCCAUUAUAGCAGAUAAUAUUGAGAACCUUGGCUUUAACACAAAGGUCAAGGCCGUGACGCCAGUGUCAGAUCCUGUAGAAGUCACACCAGCCCCUCUGCCUCUUAUUGAUGUGGUUGUUCACAUAGAUGGGAUGACAUGCAACUCGUGCGUUAAGAAUAUUGAGGGUGUUAUUUCCAAAGUGGAUGGUGUUGCUGGCAUCAAGGUCAGCUUGGAUAAGAAGGAGGGAGCCGUCUCGUUCAAUCCUCUCAAACUGACCUCGGCCGAGAUUGCUGACAAGAUUAGCGACAUGGGAUUUGAUGCCUAUGUGGUUGGAGGGAAGUCCAAUGCACUGAUUGCAAAAAUCACAGUCAAUGGUAUGACCUGUCAGAAUUGCGUCAACACCAUCGAGUCCUUCGUUAGCAAGAAGCAAGGUGUUCAGUUCAUCAGAGUAUCGUUGGAAGACAAGGAAGCGUUCAUCAUCUACAGCCCAGACAUAACAAACCCCCUGACACUGCGGGACAUCAUCACUGACAUGGGUUUUGAGGCCACCCUGCCGCGGGAAAACUCCGUUGAGGUGGAAUUCGAUAAACUGGCCAAGGCGUCCUUGAGGUCUAAGAGUAAGGAAGUGGUAGUGGACAUUCAGGGGAUGGUCUGCCAAUCCUGUGUCAACCAUAUUGAGACCGCUAUUGCUGGGAAGCCUGGUGUUUCAAGUAUCAAGGUGUCGCUGGAGGAAAGCAACGGCAGAGUUUGCUAUGAUCCGCAUCUCACAACGGCUGAGGACGUGGCCAAAAUGAUUGAUGAUAUGGGCUUCGAUGCCAAAGUUUUGAAUGAUAAAGAUGUGUCCACCAGUAACCAGCUCCAAAUGACCACUGACACAGUUGUUAUCAGCAUUAAAGGAAUGACCUGUCAGUCAUGUGUGAAGAACAUCGAAGGAAAUCUGUCCAAGAAUCCUGCAGUAAAGAGUAUCUCUGUUUCCCUCAGCAAUGAGACUGGGACCAUUGUGUACUAUCAGGGCAUGACAUCCCCCAAGAGGCUGGCAGACGCCAUAGAUGACAUGGGGUUUGAGGCUUCCCUGAAAGAUGAUCCUCGUGAAAAGUUGCGCUCCGGGGUCCUCCAUCAGAGCAACUCCUUUGGUUCUAUCAAGACAGACAGCAUGAAAGGGACCGUACGGUACAAGCCAGGAACCAAUGAAGACGAGGAGUAUGACAAGUGCUUUCUCAAGGUCAACGGUAUGACUUGUGCAUCCUGUGUGAACACCAUUGAGAAGAACCUGGCAAAGUUGGAGGGAGUAAAGAAGGUUCUGGUGUCCUUAAUGGCCCAGAAGGCAGAGGUGAUAUAUGACCCUGCGUACGUGCUGCCCAGUCAGAUCGCCAACAAGGUCACCAACCUGGGCUUCAACUCCACCGUGAUGGAGGUGGACGGGGCUGGCCAUGGGGUCAUUGACCUCACUAUCACCGGAAUGACUUGUGCGUCGUGUGUGUAUCUGAUCGAGUCCAACCUGCAGAAAGUGAAGGGUGUGACCAGCGCUUCAGUUGCCCUGGCAACCAGCAAGGGAAAGUUCACAUAUAACCCGGACAUUAUCGGGCCUAGACACAUCAUUGAGGCUAUUAAGGAUCUUGGUUUCACGGCUGAGAGGUCAUCUGGUGAUGAAGAUAGUGCAGCUAGAUAUGACCAUCGAGAUGAAAUUAAGAGGUGGAGGACAUCAUUCCUGUGGUCCCUGAUAUUCGGCGUACCUUCAAUGGCUGUGAUGAUGUACUUCAUGUUUGCACCCGCACAGGAGAUGAACAUGGUUCAUGAGGGUCACAAUGGAACCAACCAAUCAGAAACCUCCACCAUGAGAAUGUUCAGUAUGAUGCAUAUGCAGAUCAUCAUAUUCCCAGGCCUCUCUGUGGAAAACCUCCUCAUGUUCAUUCUUGCAACACCUGUUCAGUUUAUUGGUGGGAGAAUCUUCUACAUCCAAGCCUACAAAUCCCUGAAGCACCGUGCGGCCAACAUGGAUGUGCUUGUUGUGCUUGCAACCACGAUCUCCUACCUGUACUCAGUGGCUGUGGUGCUGGCAGCUAUAGGUCUCCGUGAACCCACGAGCCCCAUGACCUUCUUUGAGACCACACCCAUGCUUAUGGUGUUUAUUUCCCUGGGCAGAUGGCUGGAACAUAUUGCCAAGGGCAAGACGUCGGAGGCGCUGGCCAAACUGCUGUCCCUGCAGGCCAAUGAGGCGGUGCUGGUAGAGCUGGACAAGGCGGGAGCCAUCAUCAGUGAGAUGACCACACCAGUGGAUCUCGUCCACAGGGGCGACAUACUCAAGGUUGUUCCUGGAGAGAAGGUGCCAGUUGAUGGAAAGGUCGUGCAGGGGUCAUCAACUUGUGAUGAGUCUCUCAUCACUGGAGAAUCCAUGCCUGUCCAGAAAGAGAUUGGUGAUUCACUGAUUGGAGGCUCCAUUAACCAGAACGGCAUGCUGCUCAUGGAGGCCACACAUGUUGGCUCUGAGACGACACUCUCCCAGAUUGUGAAACUUGUAGAGGAGGCACAGACCUCCAAGGCCCCCAUUCAAGCACUAGCAGAUACCAUUGCGGGCUACUUUGUUCCUAUGGUGGUGGUCCUGUCUGUCCUCACCUGUGUUGUCUGGAUAGCAAUCGGCUAUGGCAAUAUUCUCCUCGUGGAGCCUGGCUUCAUGGAGGGUGGUGAAUACACCAAGGCAGAGAUCAUCUUCCAGAAGGCCUUCCAGUUUGCCAUCACCGUUCUGAGCAUUGCCUGCCCCUGCGCCCUGGGGCUGGCCACACCCACUGCUGUCAUGGUGGGCACGGGGAUAGGGGCCACCAAUGGGAUCCUCAUCAAGGGAGGGGAACCCCUGGAGAUCACACACAAGGUGAAGGCGGUGGUGUUUGACAAGACCGGUACUGUGACCCACGGUGUUGCCAGGGUUGCCCGGGUUGCCAUGUUUGUGGAGGAGAAGGUGUGCAGCUUCAUUGAGCUCAUUGCCAUCGCUGGGUCUGCAGAGGCCAGCUCUGAACACCCCAUCGCCUCUGCCAUUGUUAAAUAUGCCAAAGAGACUCUGAAGGCUGAUACCCUUGGGCGAACAGGAGACUUCCAGGCAGUCCCGGGCUGUGGACUCAAGUGCAGUGUAACCAAUGUGGAGUCCCUGCUCACUGACCUUGACCUUGAGGCCUUGAACAACCGCAAGAACACGCAGGGCAGCCUCAGGGUCAAGAUAGACAACGUCAUGUAUGAUACCACCAUGGAAAAUCUCGACAUCCAAGCGUUGAAUGUUGGUGCUGCUACUGCCUCCAAGGUGUACACUGUCCUCAUUGGCAACCGAGAGUGGAUGAGACGUAAUGGCCUGACGGUCACUGAGAAAAUGGACACUACAAUGUCGGGGCAUGAAGAACAGGGGCACACUGCUGUACUGUGUGCAAUAGAUGGCAACAUCAUAGCUAUGCUGGCGGUGGCAGACACGGUGAAGUCUGAGGCUCACCUGGCCAUCAGCACCCUGAAGGAGAUGGGACUGCAAGUGAUACUGCUGACCGGAGAUAACCAGAAGACUGCCCGCGCCAUCGCCAGGCAGGUUGGUAUCCAGAAGGUGUUUGCGGAGGUUCUGCCUUCGCACAAGGUCAAGAAGAUCAAGCAGCUCCAGAAGCAGGGGUUAAAGGUUGCCAUGGUGGGUGACGGGGUCAACGACUCGCCCGCCCUUGCCCAGGCAGACGUGGGUAUCGCCAUAGGAACUGGAACAGAUGUCGCUGUUGAGGCAGCAGAUAUUGUGCUGAUUAAGAAUGACCUGUUGGAUGUGACAGCUGCCAUUCAGCUCUCCAAGAAAACCGUGAACCGUAUCAGGUUCAACUUCGUAGCGGCCUGUAUCUACAAUUUCGUGGGAAUACCAAUAGCUGCCGGUGUCUUCGUGCCGGUGGGUCUGACACUGAAGCCCUGGAUGGCUUCUGCUGCUAUGGCCCUCUCCAGCGUCUCUGUUGUCUGCUCCUCACUUCUCCUCAAGACGUAUCGAAAGCCUUCCCGUGAGAGCCUGGUGACAGAGAGUUACUGGAAGAAGUUUGCCAAGGAGCAGGAAGAGGACAACGUGUCCCUGCACCGCGGUGUGGAAUCCAUCUCGAGUCGGGAACCAAGCAAGCAGGGCAGCAUCCUGUCUCGACUGAGCGGCAAGAAGAAACAGCAGAACCAGGACCACACCAGCCUCCUCGAGGCUGGAGAGCUGUCAGACAGCGAGGAGGAGGUCACCAGGAUGUAGGCCUGACCUAGUGGAACUGGGGAGGCAUGAGCGGGACCGGUUGACAAUAGAUGCAUGUUUGGUUUUUGCUGGCUCCUUUUGAACGUUACAUUUCUUUUCAAAACUAUGUCAUGUCCCUCUUGUUAAAUGUACUAACAGGAUGUAAACCAUUGAUGAUUUAGGGUAUCUUUUGUAAUUGACUUAUAUAUUGUGUGCUACGCCACUUAUGAAAAAUAUGUUUUUCUACAACCAACCAUGAAAUAAAACUCAAAUACUAGUAGUAAACUAUCCAUAAUGUCAUGGGCAUUGAGGAUUAAUAUUUUCUUGGACAAAAAGCAUUACCUGAAUUCAAUAUAAUACAGAUAUAAGAGAAUACUUACGUGGAAUUCAAAGUUGUCAGGGUCAGCAGUUUACUGUUUCUCUUUUGUAAAUUGUAUUUUUGUGUUGUUGCUUUUUAUUUUCUUGGACAAAAAGUGUUCUUCAAACAUAUUUUGUUUCCUUAGCUUUAUUAGUUGUAAGGAUCUUAAACCUGCGAACAUGUAUAUUGACCAAGGUCUAGCACAGUUUGCCUGUGCUCUUGUGUAUUUUAUUCUUUACAAAAAUAAUAUCAUGAAUAUUUACUUGGUUUCAAGUUUGUAUUAUUCUAAUCUUAAAUUUAAUGAAAUUUUAUUUAUUGCAUAAUCAGAUACAUUGAAAUAUACUGCAGUCCUCCCUAAUUUAUAAAUAUUUUGUUAUGAUUCAAUACUAAGACUUUGUAAUUUAUAAAAAAAAUCUUUAAUUUAUGUACUUUGAAUAUUUAUAAACAUCGUAAUAUUGAAUUUAUUUCCUAUGUUUACAUAUUUCGACCAAAUUUCUCAUAUGUUAACGUUUUACAAUGACCAACAAAAGUGAAGUUCCAUUUAUCAUGGAGCAAAACACCAGCAUCCAGGCUACUUUGAAGAGGAACAUUAGGCCUCGCUGUUUUUCAACUCAACUGAAUAGCGCUCAUAGGGAGCUUUUAGGAGACCAUGUUAUCCAUCUUUCAUUCUAACAACUUCUUCUCCUUAACCGCUAGGCAGAUUUUAAUGAAAAUUUACAGAAAGGAUCUGUGAGUGACUGUCUUAGGAUAUAUUUUUAAUCUUUCCAGACCAUUGCAUAUGUAGGUCACUGGCGCUCAAAAUAGAAUUUGAAAAUGAAAACUUUUAAGGGAUCUUUUCACGGUUUGGUAAAUUGACAAAAUUGAAAAAGUUGUUUCAGAUUCGCAAAUUUUGGGUUUAGUUAUGAUAUUUGUGAGGAAACAGUAUUACUGAACAUUUGCCAUGGUCUAAUAUAGCCAUUAUAUGCAUCUUUUGACGAUUUAAAAACCUAAAAAUUAUAAAGCGUUGCAUCGCGAAAAGAUUGAAUAAUUUGGAGAGUUCUGUUGUUGUCGUUUAGAUUUGGGAAACUACGAAGAUUGCUUAUAUAAGGUAUAAAAUAUGCUUUAUGUAUGCUUGGCAGGAUAGCUCAGUUGGUUAAUGCGUUUUUACUUCAGGAUUCCGGGGGUCACUGGUUUGAGCCCUGCUGCGGGCUACUUUUUUUUUCCUUUUUUAAAUUUUAUUUUUGAUUUUUUACUGGAGCUUUUAAAAUUUAAUGUUUACAUUUAUCAAUAUAAAGCAUUUAAUUACAAACUUCAAAACAUGCCAAAAUCAGUGAAAAGGCACCUUUAAAAUGUUCUUUGAAACCACAAUAGUCAGGGAUUUAAUAUUUGGUAUAAACAAUUGUCUUGUUGUCAUGUAUUAAGUGUGUUCAAAUCAUUCCCAUGGGGUCAAAACUGACCAUUCCCCAGGAGUCACAUGAUUUGUUGGGAUAAAAUAAAUUGAAAAAAUCUAUAAAAGCGAUAGGGUCUGAAGUCCAAUUUUUUAUAUGGUGUCCUCUACAAAGGCGGAGAGGUUUGGUAUUUGGUAUGUAUCACAGUACAUGGUCCACUACCAAGAAACUGCUGGGCUUAGAUGAUUGUUAUAUGGCAUGUAAAGCCUUAUUAUGGACCAUUGCGAAGUUAGUUCAUACUAUUCCCAUGGGUCAACUCUUUUGGUUACAUAGUCUUGUUUUGAGCUCACCUGAUUGCUCAGGUGAGCUUUUGUGACCGGUCUUUGUCCGUCCGUCUGUUAACAUUUGCUCGUAAACACUCUAGAGGCCACAUUUCUUGUCCCAUCUUCAUGAAACUUGGUCAGAAGCUUUGUCCCAAUGAAAUCUUGGCCAAGUUCGAAACUGGGUUGUGCCGGGUCAAAAACUAGGUCACUAGGUAAAAAAAAAGAAAAACCUUGUAAACACUGUAGAAGUCACAUUUCAUGCCCAAUCUUCAUGUAACUUUGUCAAAAUGUUUGUCUUAAUGAUAUCUUGGUUGAGUUCAAAAGUGGUUCCGAUUGAUGUCUCGGAUGAGUUCGAAAAUAGUCGAGAUCGGUGAAAAAAACAUGGCCGCCAGUGGGCAGGGCAUUUUUCUCUAUAUGUAUAUAGUGGAAGUUUUCCCUAUUUGGCUAUAGAGAAACCUUGUAAACACUCUAGAAAUCACAAUUUUUGCCCAAUCAUCAUGAAAGUUAGUCAAAACAUUGGUUUUAUUGAUAUCUAGGACGAGUUUGAAAAUGGUCGGGAUCGGUGAAAAAACAUGGCCGCCAGUGGCGGGGCAUUUUUCUCUAUAUGUAUAUAGUGAAAACAUGUGAACACAGUAGAAGUCACAUUUUUGGCCCAAUUUUCAUGAAAUUUGCUCAGAACAUUUGUUUCCUUGAUACGAGAUUUGAGUUCAAAAAUUGUUCCGGUCAGUUGAAUAACAUGGCUGCUGGAAGGGGGGGCAGUUUUCUCAUUAUGCCCCCCCCCCCACCCCUUUCGAAGAAGAAGGGGUAUAUUGUUUUGCUCAUGUCGGUCCAUCCGUCCGCCAGAUGGUUUUUGGAUGAUAACUCAAGAGCGCUUAUGCCAAGGAUCAUGAAACUUCAUAGGUACAUUGAUCAUGACGCGCAGAUGACCCCUAUUGAUUUUCAGGUCACUAGGUCAAAGGUCAAGGUCACGAUGACCUGAAAUAGAAGAAAUGGUUUCCAGAUGAUAACUCAAGAACGCUUAAGCCUAGGAUCAUGAAACUUCAUAGGUACAUUGAUCAUGACUCGCAGAUGACCCCUAUUGAUUUUCAGGUCACUAGGUCAAAGGUCAAGGUCACGAUGACCCGAAAUAGUAAAAUGGUUUCCGGAUGAUGACUCAAGAACGCUUAUGCCUAGGAUCAUGAAACUUAAUAGAUACAUUGAUCAUGACUCGCAGAUGACCCCUAUUGAUUUUCAGGUCACUAGGUCAAAGGUCAAGGUGACCCAAAGCAGUAAAAUGGUUUCCGGAUGAUAACUCAAGAACACUUAUGCCUAGGAUCAUGAAACUUCAUAGAUACAUUGAUCAUGACUCGCAGAUAACCCCUAUCGAUUUUCAGGUCACUAGGUCAAAGGUCAAGGUCACGAUGACCCGAAAUAGUAAAAUGGUUUCCGGAUGAUAACUCAAGAACGCUUAGGCCUAGGAUCAUGAAACUUCAUAUGUACAUUGAUCAUAACUCGUAGAUGACCCCUAUUGAUUUUCAGGUCACUAGGUCAAAGGUCAAGGUCACUGUGACCCGAAAUAGUAAAAUGGUUUACAGAUGAUAACUCAAGAUCGCUUAUGCCUAGGAUCAUGAAACUUCAUAGGUACAUUGAUCAUGACUCAAAGAUGACCCCUAUUGAUUUUCAGGUCACUAGGUCAAGUUCACGGUGACCUGAAAUAGUAAAAUGGUUUCUGGAUGAUAACUCAAGAACGCUUAUGCCUAGGAUCAUGAAACUUCAUAGGUACAAUGAUCAUGACUCGCAGAUGACCCCUAUUGAUUUUCAGGACACUAGGUCAAAGGUCAAGGUCAUGGUGACCUGAAAUAUUAAAAUGGUUUCUGGAUGAUAACUCAAGAAUGCUUAUGCCUAGGUUCAUGAAACUUCUUAGGUACAUUGAUCAUGACUCACAGAUGACCCCUACUGAUUAUCAGGUCACUAGGUCAAAGGUCAAGGUCACAGUGCCAAUAAACGUAUUCACACAAUGGCUGUCAAGGUCACGGUGACUCAACUUAGAAAAAUAAUUUCCGGAUGAUAACUCAAGAAUGCUUACGCCUAGAAUCAUGAAACUUCAUAGGUACUAUGAUCAUGACUUGCAGAUGAAAUAAUGUUGAAACUUGACCAGGAUGUUUGUCUGGACAAUAUCUAGGUCAAGUUUGACAUUUGGUAAAGAUUGAAUGAACCGACUCCUCUCAGGUGAGCGAACUAGGGCCAUCUUGGCCCUCUUGUUUUGUAUAUCUAUAAAACAUAGUAAAAGAACUAGAUAAAAUAGUUAUUACAGAUUUUUAAUAAAAUCAAAUGCACAAAUACAAUAAAAUCUGCAUACAGCAGGUUAGCUAUCAAAUGUCUCAGGUGAGCAACAUUGGACAUUUAGGCCCCCUUGUUGUAAGUCCCCUACCGGUUUCACCGGAGGGGAAUUAUUGUUUGCACUCCGUCUGUCAGUCAGUCAGUCAGUCUGUCACACUUUUCUGGAUCCUGCGAUAACUUUAAAAGUUCUUAAUAUUUUUUCAUGAAACUUGAAACAUGGAUAGAUGGCAAUAUGGGCAUUAUGCACGUCAUUUCAUUUUGUUCCUACGUCAAAAAUUCUGGUUGCUAUGGCAACAAAAAGACUAGAAAUAGUGCUGAAAAUGGUGGUUUUCUGGAUCCUGCAAUAACUUUAAAAGCUCUUCAUAUUUUUUCAUGAAACUUGAAACAUGGAUAGAUGGCAAUAUGGAUAUUAUGCACCUCAUUUCAUUUUGUUCCUACUUCAAAAAUUCUGGUUGCUAAGGCAACAAAUAGAUAUAAAAAAAAUCUGACAAUGUUUGAGCCGGUAGAGGACAUAUAUUGUUUGGCAAUAGUCUUGUUCAAAUAUGAUUUAGCAGAAUUUUAACAGCUUCAAUUUUUGGAUUUUGAUAAGAAAAUAUUGUUAAUUGUAGGGAAAAUUUUCUGUAGAUCUAUAUCAGUUAAAUUAUUGGAAUGACCCUUUUACAUUUAUCUGUUAUCAAGUUACAUUUAUCUUUUUUCAAUUUUAGAUUUUGUGUUUUAUAUGAUAUUACAAAAUGUAUAUGUUAUGUUAACCAGAUUGCUUUCCUUUUAAUUAUUGAAGCAAAUGUUUUGGAAUAUAGAAGUCUGUAAUAUUUUGAGCAAUAAUUAAUAUACAAAUGAUUGCUGGUGGUUGAAUAAUACAAAGUGCCCUGCUUGUUUUUUUUUAUAGUUGUACAAAUAGCAACAAGUUCACUCCUAUAUACCCCCUAAACUUCCUUUGUGGGGGUAUAAUUAUGAAAAUAUAUGACAAAAUUAUAGAUGUAAAAAUAUGAGACUUUAAUUUUAUAAGUACAAUACUUUUAUUUCAACAGCACUUGUGACAAAUACUGUUUUGUCAAUAUUGAAAUGUCAUAACUAUUAUGCUACUCUUCUUCUUUGUAAUUGUUAUGAAUCUUUUUCCUAUGAUAGAAUUUACCGUAAUUUACUGCUCUAAACGAUAAGACUUAUUGGAAAUGCCUUACUUUUCUUUUGAAUAGAUAUAUAAUAAUGUCCAUAUAUUGAUCCAUAAUUGUAACAAAAAGAUGUUGAUUUAAAAUGUUUGUAGUUAAAUAUACUGUUAAAUAUUUUGUACAAAGAUACAAUGUGAUAUAAAAUCGAGAAGAACUGUGCUGUUUCUUAAAAUAAAAAUCUUUCAAAGUAA